Salmo salar (Atlantic salmon) is the source of this 1265-nucleotide messenger RNA. RefSeq names its product regulator of G-protein signaling 20. The record is from RefSeq and is a predicted model, not a curated record. NCBI's taxonomy places the organism in Eukaryota, Metazoa, Chordata, Actinopteri, Salmoniformes, Salmonidae.
CGCAUGGAGCAAACGAAUUGCAACACAGUGCAGACGGAUGUGAUUGAGGCAAGAAUCACCUGUAUUCUGGCAUUCAUGGUGACACACGCAUGGGGUCAGAGCGGCUGGAGAUGCGCAAGAGACAGAUGCAAGUACACCAGGAAGCCGCGGCCAGUGUCCUCCAAUCACAGCACAGGAUGGGGAACAUGCCCACCAACGCCUCCAAUGCCUGUUGUUUCUGUUGGUGUUGCUGCUGCAGCUGCUCCUGUCUGACUGUUAUGACAGAGGAUGAGAGGAUUCAAAGAAGCACCUAUGAGAGGAGGACAGAGGAAAUCGCAAACUGUGAUGACAGCCCCAAGCCUACUCUGGAGGAUGCGACAAUGUGGACCAUGUCGUUUGAGAGGCUGAUGAAGAGCCCCGCAGGGCGGGGCUGCUUCCGACAGUUCCUAAGGACAGAGUUUAGUGAAGAGAACAUGAUGUUCUGGUUGGCCUGUGAAGAGCUCAAAAAGGAGACCAACAAAACUGUGGUGGAGGAGAGAGUACGACAGAUCUAUGAGGACUUCAUUUCUAUCCUCUCCCCUAAAGAGGUGAGUUUGGACUCACGUGUUCGAGAUGUGAUCAACAAGAACAUGCUGGAGCCCACGUCCCACACGUUUGAGGACGCCCAGCAGCAGAUCUACACGCUGAUGCAGAGAGACUCAUACCCACGCUACAUGAAUUCUACAGCGUAUGCAGAUUUACUGCAGGACCUGGAAGAACCACCACCUGCCACAGAGCCAUAGACUCUCAUUCUCCAUCAAUCACUCUACACAUUGCUUUUAGAUGACACUUGCGUAUCUUAGGUCCAGCUUUCAGUUACAGUUCACAUGUUGAUUGAUCAAUAGGCUCUAUUUACAAAAAUGUCUACAUUAAGGUGUAACUACUGUUUACUACCUUAAAUAUUGGCUUUCCAAAAUCUUCAAAGCGAGCAAGAACAUACGCUGUAUUCCAUUUCAGAUUGCAAGAUGUUUCCAAAUAUAUUUAUAUUUUUAUAUUGCCUAGCACUUGACAUUGCACUUUUCUAUAGUUUGAUGAGGGGAAAGCAUGUUGUAUCUGUUAGCACUGCAUUUGUGUAGUUCUAUUGUCAGACUUAAAGCAUUUUCAGUUAUUUUUAAUUAAAUCUAAUUUCACUUAAUAUUAAGAAGACAUGGGAAAGUGCCUUGGCAUUAAAUCGUUUAUCACUACACCUUUAACAUACAGUACCAGUCAAAGGUUUGGGAACACCUACUCAUUCCAUGGUUUUUCUU